AUGGCUCUCUAUAAGUCUUGUUUCGUAUCUUCAAUACUUCUGUCACUGCUCGUUAUUUGUUCAGCUCGCGCUGAUUUAGGCUAUAACCCGAAACGUGACCACAACACUCCAGAAGAUCAGCCAGCAAACAGUCCUAAAACUGAUGACAACAAACCAACAGAUCAAACAGAUCAUCAGGGUGUUCAUCCGAUACCUCAACUACCCCGCGGCACUCCAGAGUCCUAUCCAAAACCGAAAAUAGUGAUUCCUAAGCCAAUCUACAAGAUACCCAUGUACAACCAUCCAUACUCGAUGCACACGAGACCAUAUCAUACACCAAUGCCUAUAUAUAAGAAGCCAUUAAUCAAAAAACCGUUGUAUAGUCCAGCCCCUUUAUACAGUCCACCACCGGACGCCCAAAUUCCAAGCUCCCCUCCACCUUCGUCUCCACCACCGCCUCUAGCUCCACCACCACCGUCAGAUCAUGAGUCUACCAUCUCCACUACUCCGUCACAUCCACCUCUAACAAACAAGUCUCCCACCUAUGGCCCGCGUCCACCAUACAAUCUGCGAGACUAUACCCCAGCACCAGUUUAUGAAGCUCCAAUUAAAGGACUUAUUCUAGGAAACUAG
Amaranthus tricolor (Joseph's coat) is the source of this 612-nucleotide messenger RNA. RefSeq names its product proline-rich protein 1-like. The record is from RefSeq and is a predicted model, not a curated record. Lineage: Eukaryota; Viridiplantae; Streptophyta; Magnoliopsida; Caryophyllales; Amaranthaceae. The coding region runs from base 1 to 612 and encodes 203 amino acids. The transcript has a single exon.